Molecule: messenger RNA, 547 nt
Organism: Morus notabilis
Lineage: Eukaryota; Viridiplantae; Streptophyta; Magnoliopsida; Rosales; Moraceae
Exons: 3
Coding region: 146-379 (77 amino acids)
Source: RefSeq, a predicted model, not a curated record
UCUGGUACAUAGAAAAAUAGAAAAAGCAGCCAAAGUCUCCCUUUUCCUGGACUCUCAGCACUUAGCAGGGAAAGAAACUCACACCCCAGAAAGAACAAAUCUUUUUUCCUUCUUUCCCUGCUAAACCCAUUCAUCACCAUCAGCCAUGGGAGGAGGCAACGGUCAGAAGGCCAAGAUGGCCCGUGAGAAGAACUUGGAGAAACAAAAAGCCGUAAAGGGCAGCCAGCUUGAGUCAAACAAGAAAGCCAUGACUAUCCAGUGCAAGGUGUGCAUGCAGACAUUCAUGUGUACCACAACAGAGGUGAAGUGUUGGGAACAUGCCGAAGCAAAGCACCCUAAGGCCGAUCUCUUUACGUGCUUCCCGCACCUUAAAAAAUGACCACCUUAAACUGCAGAAUUGCAGAUUAGUAAAAAUGGCUGUAAAAUGUUAUUUGUUCUGUACCUUGCUAAUCUGUUAUCAGCAACUUGAUUGAUGAAAGCUUGGUGAUGAAGAAGCAUGUAUGUUAAAAAGAAAUGGCUUCUAAGUCUAAAAGUAAAUGUGUUUAAA